Molecule: messenger RNA, 1344 nt
Organism: Apis florea (little honeybee)
Lineage: Eukaryota; Metazoa; Arthropoda; Insecta; Hymenoptera; Apidae
Product: phospholipase A1
Biological process (GO): lipid catabolic process
Molecular function (GO): serine hydrolase activity; lipase activity
Source: RefSeq, a predicted model, not a curated record
AAAUAAUUUCAUCUUUAAAACCUUGUCCCCAUUUAUCGUUCCUUCGCUCAUAAUCGAUGAUACAUAGCUUCGAACUCGUUCACCUUCCCUCCCAAUCAUCUAUGAGUCCCCUAAUUGUGUAACGAGCACCGAUAGGUGAAAAUGGUGGGAGUUGGUGGACGAAGACUACGACACUCGAAGAAUCACCGUGCACACGAUCAGUUCUUGUAUCGCCACGGUUACGGCGAAACUCUUCUGUCGCGAGAUGCUCGUGUCCAUGCAAAUGUUCUUGUUCACCGCACUGUUCCUCGGAGUUUUCGGUAUCAACAGGGAACCCCACGGCCCGAUCCAAGAAGCCAUCCAGAAUGGUGUCGCGGCGCGUUACAACAAGGAAAAUUGCAUCUGGAGACGAGGGAAUGACAAAGAUUCGUGCCCCGAUCCGGACGUUCGAAUCUAUCUUUACACGAAUGAUAAACCGAGACGAGAACUCGACUCGAGGGAGUCGGAUUGGCUGCGUCAGGACUAUGAUCCAACGAAAGAAAAUGUUCUUCUUAUACACGGAUAUGCAGGUGGUGACGACACCCUGCCUAUAUCCGUUCUUCGCGACGCCUACAUACGAAACGGCAGCUACAACGUGUUCCUGGUCGAUUGGGGUGCCCUUUGCCCGUCACCUUGUUACCCGGCAGCCGUAUCGAAUCUUCGUCCAGUUGCUCGUUGUCUCGCAGCCAGCCUGACCACCUUACGAAACCUGGGUCUACCUAUCUCGAGGACAACCUGCGUGGGACACUCGUUAGGCGCCCAUAUCUGCGGGAUUAUGGCGAACUUUCUACUGUUCAGGAUGCACAGAAUAAUCGGUUUAGACCCGGCUCGACCCCUCGUACGUCCUGGAUACGUAAAUCGGUUGGACAGCGGUGACGCGGACUUCGUCCAAGUGAUCCACACGAACGCCGGAUAUUACGGGGAGGGUGGGCGCAUGGGCCACGUGGAUUUUUGCGUGAACGGUGGAAAAGUGCAACCAUUCUGCGAGAACAAACCGAAUUAUCAACUGUGCAGUCACGUCUGGGUCGUUUGUUACAUGGCAGAGAGCAUCGACAAUGGGGGCCAGGAUUCGAUGGCCGAGCCGUGCACGAGGAGGUGUCCUUCCGGACCGAGAAUCGCUCUCAGAGCCGGCGAAUAUGUGACUAUGGGGCAGCACACACCGCUCGGAACCAGGGGCUCUUUUUGCUUCACCAGCAAGUAUCCACCUUACUGUCCUAAAUAUAGGAACGGGCACGGUGACGAGAGAUGUUGCGUACCGGAGGACAAGCCUGUCACGUUCUAGUGACAACGAGAAAGUUAUUGUAAGUUAUUGUAAGAAGGAUACAA